GCGGUUUAAUCAGUGACCGGAUAGUGCAGGAACGAUGACUCGCCUGAACUCGGAGCGGAUAUUGAAGGAAAAGAAUACCGGCGAUCCCAAUUCCAUUUCCACCCUUCACCUCAAUCAUAAAGCUCUUUCCGAUGUAUCAAUAUUGGUCGACUUCAAGAACUUGGAAAAGCUUGACCUUAAGCUUAACAACCUAACUUCCCUUGAGGGGUUGAGGUCUUGUGUUAAUUUGAAGUGGUUAUCCGUCGUGGAAAACAAAUUAGAAAGCUUAGAAGGAAUUCAAGGACUUACCAAGCUCACUGUAUUAAAUGCAGGAAAAAAUAAGCUUAAAUCUAUGGAUCAGGUUAGGUCUCUUGUUAGCCUCAGAGCAGUGAUUUUGAAUGAUAAUGAGAUUCUCUCCAUUUGCAAACUUGAUCAGAUGAAAAACUUGAACACUCUUGUUCUUUCCAAAAAUCCUAUCCGUAAACUUGGUGAUGCUCUUAUGAAGGUGAAAUCUAUAUCUAAGCUUUCUCUCUCUUAUUGCCAGCUUCAGACUAUUGACUCCUCACUCAAGUCUUGUGUUGAGCUGAAAGAGCUCCGCCUUGCUCACAAUGAGAUCAAGAGUCUUCCAGAUGAAUUAGCUCAUAAUUCUAAGCUUCUGAAUUUGGAUUUGGGGAAUAAUGUGCUCAUGAGAUACUCAGAUAUAAAGGUGCUCAGAUUCCUGGUGAAUCUGAGAAAUCUCAAUCUUCUUGGAAAUCCCAUUGCUGGAAAUGAUAAAAUAGCAAGAAAGAUUAAAAAAGCAUUGCCAAAAUUACAGAUAUACAAUGCUAGACCAGUAGAUAAACUUACCAAGAAUGAGAACAGAGACAGGGUUGAUGGAGGAGAUUUUUUGGCAGAUUCUGAAGGUGAAAAGGAUAGAAAUACUAGUGCCUUUGAAAAGAAGGAUGUGAAACAUCAUCAGAUCGAAGGUGAGGAUGAUCGUUUUGAAACCACAGGAAGGAAAUCAAGUAAGAAAAGGAAGAAAACUGUUGAUGUUGUCUCCAAGAAGCAUGUCACGUUACUUGAUGAAAAUAUGGUUCAGAAUAAGGAUAGGAAACAUAAAAAUCCUGCCAUAGAGGGAAAGAAUGCCGGUCCCAUAGACGCUGUUAAAAAUGACAGAGAGAAAAAGUCUAUUAAGAAAAAGCUAAGAAUCAAUGACAAGCCCCAAGAAGAGGGUGUGGCUUUUGAGGAGAAUAUUACUAAGGUUGAUAAGAAACAGAAGAGAUCAAAGAAUAGGAAACAAAGUGAAAUUGAUGUCAUCGAUGACGCUGAAGCUUCAUUUGUGGAUCUUUUUAACGUCAAUGAUGAAGAUCUAGAACAUGGUGGCCAAAUAGAAGUUGUUGAAAAAGUACUGAAAGAUGUGAAUUUUGUGGGUGACACGGUUCCCUCUGUGUGCAAGCGCAAGAGCUCUAAAAAGCGAAAUGUGGAGCCGCCAUCUUACCCAAUAUCUGAAAUUGGAAUGGGAGGGCCAUCAACUUGGGGUGAUGAGUAAUUAUCCGGAAUUAUGCUGAUUCUUCAAGAUGAAGAGUUGAAGACUAAAUAGAAGUUAUGUUCUGUUAGUCUUCCCAUUGCAUUCCCCUUUGAUCUUGAUGAAUUCACUAGUUAGUUUAUGAUAUUAAGUAUCUGGUCAUUUUGCCAUGCUUUUACAAGGCUAGUGGAUUGUUAUGUUCCUAUAGAGUCAAAUUCUGAUCCUGGUAUCAAAUCCAAGGGCAAUAAUGAUGGGAGCCCACUGAAACAAUGAGGUUCUUGGAACACAUGAACCAAAUUUAAAUUUUAGUUUCCCAUGUUGUUCAAUAUACAUUGUUAAAAUGACCGGUUAAAGUAGUUUUCUUUUGUCAAUGUAAAGGGCAAAAUUGAUACUUGAGAUUUCAAGUGAUUGUAAACGGAUCUCCAUGAUUUAUUUGCUCACAUUAAACGUUUUUAUGGUUGAAA
Messenger RNA from Prosopis cineraria, 1947 nucleotides. Its product is annotated as leucine-rich repeat-containing protein ODA7. Lineage: Eukaryota; Viridiplantae; Streptophyta; Magnoliopsida; Fabales; Fabaceae. The transcript is spliced from 10 exons. Bases 35 to 1507 code for a protein of 490 amino acids. The record is from RefSeq and is a predicted model, not a curated record. Gene Ontology annotation, molecular function: protein binding.